AUGAUGCUGGUAUUCUUCACUGUUUGUUGUUUGUAUGUUUUAUCAUCAGCUAUACCAUUAUCGAAUGAUAAUCAAAAUGAAAAUGAAAUACAAAAAUACUUGAAUGAUAUUGAACUUUUGAAACAACAUUGUUUGUCAUCAAAUACUGAUAGUAACUGCAUUAAACUUGAAAAUUCACUUCGAAAUGCAAAGAGUAUGUGUGAUCAAAAAGAAGAAAAGACCGUAUUAUGCAAAACAAUUAUCGAAGACUAUUGUCAAUUAUCAGUGAAUAAUUGUAAUGAUACAAUCAGUACUACUACAACAAUUAUCCAAAAUGAAUAUUCAAUACAACAUGAUAAAGUAUUAAACAUAAAUGCUACAUUAAUUACUACUCCUUUAUCAACAACUACAUUAAUUACUACUACUCCUUUAUCAACAACUUUUUCAACUACAACAAUUCAAUUUAUCGAUCAAAAUUAUUUACCAGUCGAUCCCGAUCCAAACAAUUUACAAUGGGAUGUCAUACCAUCAAAUUAUAGACAAUUGAGAAAAAAAGGUUUAUUUUGUUUUCAUCAUGCACAAUUGAAUAAAUGUAAAGAAUUAUUAUAUGCCAUAAAAGGACAACAAAAAAAAUGUCAAAAAGAAAAUCGACGAUAUAAUAAUGAUUGUGUCUUGUUUCGACAAAAACUUUGUGAUGCAUUUCCAGACAUACCUACAUGUAUAAAUGUUUAA
This is a messenger RNA of Didymodactylos carnosus, 711 nucleotides long. NCBI's taxonomy places the organism in Eukaryota, Metazoa, Rotifera, Eurotatoria, Philodinida, Philodinidae. The record is from the annotation of a GenBank genome assembly.